GCUGUUAUUGGUGUUCCCUGAGACAAACGUCAUGUUCUUGAGCAGCGCCCGUAGCAAUUGACGAAGACUGACAACCCACUAUACUGUACGUACAAGUUGACCAAGACCGUAGAAGAGAUGCGGACGAAUUUACACCAGUCGCACGUGCGGUUUUUAUUCGGUUAAGUCGUUAACUGGAAGUUAGUAAUGUUUUUAAACGCGGAUUAUUCUUAAUUCAAAGAGCUGAACGUUACACAGGGCCGACUAUUCUUAAAAACGGGCAACGCAGUUCAGCACCAGAGCUGUCCGAGCCUCGGCUCCUCCGCAUGAGCCUCGUCAUACUCUCACACUAACAGCCCCACGACUUUUAAAACUGCUUUAUCAUUUAUAUUUGCCCAUUUACUUCAAUCAUUCUGGGCAUCUUAGUUUUGCGAGGGGAAAAAACAACUGUCAGAAACACAUACUUUUAAGCCAAGCGGAGCUUGAAAUGAGGUGUUGACGGCGAAGGAGACUGGGGGGAAAAAUCAAGUCACGGAGCGCCGUCCGCUUUGGUCUCAGACAUGGGUGUCCUGAUGUCCAAGAAGCAGCAGGUGGAGAAGGUGAGGAAGUGCAGUGCGGUAGUUACAGUAUUCAAGGAGGGAAUAACCAACCGACCACCUCAAGCUAGUUACGCUGAUACUGAAGACCACACUAAUCCCACUGAGGGGCCUGAAAGCUCUGAAACAGACCAGAAGGAGGAAGAGGAGUCAGACAAUGGCAGAAAACAAAUGGCCCCUGUGACACAGCAGGUGUCAUCAUCAGUCAAUCAGGAAGCCUGGUCUCGGCUGCUUGACGGCAAAGGGGUGGAACCAGAGGAUCUUAAAAAAACCAAUCAGCUUGUCCCUCCAGCCUUCAUCCGGCCAAAACGGGACAUCAAUGAUGACCAGCCAGUCAAAAGUGACCUAUAUCAGAGAGAAGAGCCCACUAAUGAUGAGAUGUGUGACGUCUGCGAGGUGUGGACCGCAGAUGACCUGUACCCUUGUCGGAUCUGCACCCGAGUCUUCCACGACGGGUGCCUGCGAGAGAUGGGCUAUCUGAGCAAGGAGAAUCUGCAGGAGAUGAGGGACACUGCACACACCACCACAGGCUGGAGCUGCUACUACUGUGACAAUGUCAACCUCCUUCUCACAGAAGAAGAGAUGUAUAGUCUCAUGGAAACCUUCAAACAGUGUAAGAUCAUUCCAGAGUCAUGUCUUGGGUCGGAUGGUCUUCUAUACUACAAGCACUUUGUGUUCAAGCAGCUUUUUGAGAGGGAACUGUCAGAUGAGCAGGAGGAGGAAGUCCUGGCCCAAUAUGCCAGUUUGGACACUGAGAAGAAGGGCCACAUCGAGUGGUCUGACUUCCUGUACCAUGAAUCCUUGGGGGUCCUGAAGAAGUUCCGAACUCAGAAUUCAUUGGUCAGGUUGCUGACAGCCAAAGAGAGAGAUCGAGCGAGGUUGGUUUUUUUCGGCCUGGACCAAGAUAAAGAUGGAUUCAUCACUAUGUGGGAGACCCGCAGAGUCCAAACAUCCUGGUUCCAGAAACAUACUAAGGAGUCACAGUCCUGCAGUGUUAGUAUCAGUCACGUCGGGCCCAUAUCAGAGAGCAGCCCCGCCAGCUCUGGGAGUGAAAAGAGCAGAGGGAAGAUGUUUCAUUCUGACAAGGACCAAAACAGCAGACUAGUCGGCUGGCAGGAGUUUCUGAGAGAGAGUGCGAUCUACAUCCUGGCUGCCCGGCCCAACAGUCCCUCACUGCACCUCCUUCCUCCGGCCUAACUGUGACUGUCCCGAGGGUGAGGUUUUGUGUGCUGGGGAGGGGUGUCACAAUGAGGCAGAACACAAUGGGAUGACAGGAAACACCAAACUUAUGAAAACAAGGAGUUUCUUAUUUCCAUUUUGUGAACAAUGUGUGUUAACUGGAAUCACCACAGGUAGAUGAUGACAGUAAAAUAUUUAUAACAAAAUUAUAUAUAUAUAUAUAUAAACAUUGAUACCUUUUCUAAUUUUGAGGUAGUGCAUUUGUUAUAAAAGAUUUAUUUAACAUCGUAACAUGUAUGGUAGUCUGCUGGGAGAUCAUUAGUAAUAGAUGUUCAUGUCUAUUAUAUCUCAAUAAAUUAAAACUACUUCAGUAUUAAAGCACAUAAAUACAGACCCUUUUACUUUGACACUACAUAUUAUGUGUCACCUUUGCACUUUUUAAAAACUUUUCCUAGAAAAGAAAAACUUUAAAAUGGAGGAAUGUCGUUAUGUGUAAUACAGAGCCUAAUAUACGUUUGAUUAAUGUGCAGCAUUUCAAUUUACACAUCAGUUAUUAAAUAAAUUGAUGAUACAAGUAUUUCCAGUA
Molecule: messenger RNA, 2340 nt
Organism: Brienomyrus brachyistius
Lineage: Eukaryota; Metazoa; Chordata; Actinopteri; Osteoglossiformes; Mormyridae
Gene: phf24
Product: PHD finger protein 24
Exons: 8
Coding region: 540-1772 (410 amino acids)
Source: RefSeq, a predicted model, not a curated record